Molecule: messenger RNA, 1965 nt
Organism: Punctularia strigosozonata HHB-11173 SS5
Lineage: Eukaryota; Fungi; Basidiomycota; Agaricomycetes; Corticiales; Punctulariaceae
Exons: 13
Coding region: 1-1965 (654 amino acids)
Cellular component (GO): cytoplasm
Molecular function (GO): ATP binding; ATP-dependent chromatin remodeler activity
Source: RefSeq, a predicted model, not a curated record
AUGGGGAAGUUGUAUCCACCAAACUGCAAGAAUGGCGAUAUGCAGGCUGAAGACGCGCUUUCUGCGAGCUUUAGUGCACUUGGCAUCAAAGAGAUGGACUCGGAUGAAGAAAACAGUCUGUUUGCUUCGUUCUCGAAAGCCGAUGGAGGACGGCGUGCGCAGACGAGCCUCCAAGACUCACGCAACACCGUUUCAAAAGGAUCGGCGGGUGUGAGCCCGAGCGCAGCCUCCGCCAAAAUAAAGACCAAACCCCGAGUAUCGAGAGUCAAACAUGAUUCGCCAUCGGCCCCAGUCCCGUCGAUUGCGGGGACCAAAGUGUGCAAUUCCGAAGAUACUCUGAGAUCCAUAUCUUCAGCAUCAUCGGGAACAAAAUUCAAUUUGGCAAAAGAUAUUGUCCUGAAGCCAUACCAAGUGGCAGGGGUUGAAUGGCUGAUCCGACGCGAGUCAAAGGGUCAGAGCGGAUCGCUGCUGGCCGAUGACAUGGGGCUUGGCAAGACCGUACAAUCCAUCGGCCUCAUAAUGGAGCGUCAUAAGCCAGGACAGCAGCCUACUCUCGUCAUCGCACCGGGCAGCCUUCUAUCCCAAUGGGAGAAGGAGUUGAAUAAGUUUGCCCCCAGCCUGAGGGUUCUCAAGCACCAUGGACCUGGUCGUUUUAAGGGCGAGUUGCGCCCGACAAAACGCCAUUGGACACAUGUUGAAUCUGUCAUGUCAGAUUAUGCCCAGUUCCAAGGAUACCACGUCGUAAUCUCCACUCCACGGACCCUUCUAUCCGAAUACGAUACUUACAAGAGGGAUCCUAACGCGCUGGGAAGCCCCAUGAUACGUUCCAAAUUCUUCCGCUUCGUGUUAGAUGAAGCGCACGUCAUUCGCAACAAGUCAACGAAAACUUGGGCAGCGUGUAUGGCCAUCGAUGUAACGCACCGUGUGGCGUUGGGUGCCACCCCUGUGCAAAACACCGAAGACGACAUACGGAGCAUUUUGGAAUUUCUUCGCGUGCGGCACGAUAACAAACCUCUUCCGGCAAUCUUGAGCACUUGCAUGCUCCGUCGCCUGAAGACUGAUCAAGUCGACGGCAAAUCCUUGCUCGAUCUUCCGGAACGCACUGUCGAGCUCGUCUACUGCAUAUUUGACUCAGACGAGCAGGAGUUUUACGACGCUCUUGAGUCCCGCAUCACCGCGGUAUCCAACAGAUAUUACGAGCGGGGCACCUUGUUCCAAAGCUACCAUGUCAUCUGGACGUUGCUCUUGCGCGAGCGUCAAGCGUGCGAUCAUCCCAGCCUUGUAACCGAUACGUGGCAGCGUGACGAGGAGGCCCUCGACGGGAAGCAUACUAACAGCUUCUGCGCUUUCUGCCGCGUGCAAUUAGGAGCCAACUCUCAGUUACGGAAUCGAAACCGCUCGUUGACCCAUGAGAGUGAAAACGUCCUUCCGCUCUCGUCAACAAAGAUUCGAAAGAUCUUAGAGCUCCUGCGUAAAGUCAUACCGGCCGAAGAGAAAACUAUCAUCUUCUCGAACUUCACGACGUUCCUCGAUAAACUCCAGCCCUUCCUCGACCACGCUGUCGAUGGCACGAUGAGCUUGCGCGAGCGCGAUCUUGUGCUGGACACAUUGCAGACAAACCCCCACGUGAAGGUCAUCCUGGUUUCCUUCAAGGCCGGCGGCAUAGCAUUGAAAGGGUUGAACUUGACGUCCUGUAACAAUGUCAUUCUGGCUGAUCUGUGGUGGAAUCCGGCCCUCGAGGAGCAAGCCUUUGACAGAGCACAUCGUAUCGGACAGAAGCGCGAUGUUAGGAUCUACAAACUCGUGGUCCCUGGGACGAUCGAAGAUCGUAUGCUGGCUAUCCAGGGCAACAAGCGGCGCCUUGCUGCGUCCAUCCUCGAUGGCGGCGACGUGGCGGAAACCCAGAAACUCACGCGGGAUGAAGUAGAAAUGCUGCUUCAGAUCCAUCCACAAGAUUCAGGCUAG